AUGCAAAUCUUUGUAAAGACUCUCACUGGCAAGACCAUCACAUUGGAAGUCGAGUCCUCUGAUUCUAUUGAAAACGUCAAGCAAAAGAUCCAGGACAAGGAAGGAAUUCCUCCGGACCAACAACGUCUCAUCUUUGCUGGCAAGCAACUUGAAGAUGGUCGCACACUUUCCGAUUACAAUAUUCAAAAGGAGUCAACCUUACAUUUGGUGCUACGUCUACGUGGUGGUAUGCAAAUCUUUGUCAAGACCCUUACUGGCAAGACCAUUACGCUCGAAGUGGAAUCGUCCGAUUCUAUUGAAAAUGUCAAGACCAAGAUUCAAGACAAGGAAGGUAUUCCUCCUGAUCAGCAACGAUUGAUUUUCGCUGGCAAGCAACUUGAAGACGGCCGUACACUCUCUGAUUACAAUAUCCAAAAAGAAUCCACGUUGCACUUGGUAUUACGCUUGCGUGGCGGUGGUGGACAAGAUCAUGAUGUGACCAUGGCCGAAGCAUCAUCAUCAUCAUCAUCCAGUACUACUACUACUACUACAAGCCAUCAUCCUGUUGCUGCUAGGAAGAAACGAUGUGCUUUUGGAACAUGCACUGAUAAGGUGAUCAAGAUUGUUGGCCAUUGUCGCUAUUGUCAGUCGCAGUUUUGUUCAAGACACCGACUCCCAGAAGCCCAUGCUUGCGAAAACUUGGUUAGUUGCAGACAAAUGGCCCAUGAACGAAAUAGCAACAAGCUGCUCAGUGAACGAUGCGUUGCAAGCAAAGUGUAA
This is a messenger RNA of Lichtheimia ornata, 759 nucleotides long. Its product is annotated as polyubiquitin. The record is from RefSeq and is a predicted model, not a curated record. Gene Ontology annotation, molecular function: zinc ion binding; ubiquitin protein ligase binding; protein tag activity. The transcript has a single exon. Gene Ontology annotation, biological process: protein ubiquitination; modification-dependent protein catabolic process. Gene Ontology annotation, cellular component: cytoplasm; nucleus. Lineage: Eukaryota; Fungi; Mucoromycota; Mucoromycetes; Mucorales; Lichtheimiaceae. The coding region runs from base 1 to 759 and encodes 252 amino acids.